Molecule: messenger RNA, 1036 nt
Organism: Rhizophagus irregularis DAOM 181602=DAOM 197198
Lineage: Eukaryota; Fungi; Glomeromycota; Glomeromycetes; Glomerales; Glomeraceae
Source: RefSeq, a predicted model, not a curated record
UUUUUAUUUUUUUUUUUUUAAAAAAAAAGAAUGAGUAAGGAAAUUCUUUUAGAAAUUAAUAAGCAUGUAGCAACGAUAACUUUAAAUAAGCCAGAACGUGGCAAUUCAUUAACACUUUCAAUGAUAAAUGAAUUCCUUUCAAUAUUUCGAGAAUUAGAAAAUAAUUCUUCUAUUAGUAUAAUAAUUAUAACAGGGAAAGGGAAAUAUUUUUGUACAGGAAUGGAUUUACAACGAACAAACAUAACUUCCACCCCUUUAACUUCUUCCUUUUCCAAAAAUAACAAUAAUAACAAUAAAAUUGAUUCAAUUGAAAAUGGUUCAUUAAAAACCUAUGAAAUAGGAACAUUAUUUUAUAAUACUAUAAAAUCAUCAAAAAAAGUUAUUAUAUCAAAAAUAAAUGGACCAGUAUUAGGUGGUGGUAUAGGAUUAAUGUUUGUAACAGAUAUAAGGAUAUGUAAUGAAAAAAAUUUUUAUUUUUGUUUUAAUGAAGUUAAAGUUGGAUUAUUACCAGCGAUUAUAUCACAAUAUAUUGUACCUGAAUUAGGAUUAUUUAAAACGAAACAAUAUAUGUUAACGGGUGAAAAAAUUUUUACUAAACAAGCAUUAAAUGAUGGAAUUAUUAGUACAUCAGCAACUGAUGAUAAUGAUUUAAAUAAAAAAGUUGAAGAAUAUACUAAAAUGUUAUUAAGUAGCGCACCAAAAGCCAUGGGUAAAAUAAAAAAAUUGAUACAAAUUAUUAAUAGUACUGAUAUUAAUGAUGAUAAGAAAAAAGAUUUUAUUAAAGAGCAAUUUAUACAAAUGAUGAAUUCUGAAGAAGCUAUUCAUGGUAUAAAAGCUUUUAGUAUGAAACAAAUACCUGAUUGGUUUAAAUCAAAUAUGUGAUUAAUAGACAUAGUUCUUGAAGGAAAAGAAAAGAAGAUUUUAAAUUUAAACUCACAUUCUCUCUCUCUUUUUUAUUAUAAUAUUUUAGUUUCAUCUCGACAUGUAUAUUUUUACUUUUUUUAAAAUAAAAUCAAAUAUAUAUAUAUAUAUUUUU